AUGUCGGGCAGCGCUGGUUUCGACCGACACAUCACCAUCUUCUCUGAUCAGGGUAGACUGUAUCAAGUCGAGUAUGCCUUCAAGGCAAUCACAGCUGCCAACAUUAUGGCAAUAGGUGUCCGAGGCAAGGACUGCGCCGUCGUACUUUCGCAGAAGAAGGUUCCCGACAAGCUGAUCGACCCGUCCUCGGUAUCGCACAUCUUCCAGCUCUCGCCUUCCGUGGGUUGUGUCAUGACGGGCUCUAUUGCAGACGCCAGGGCUUUUGCACAGCGGGCUCAGGGCGAGGCUGCUGAAUUCAAGUACAAGUAUGGUUACGAGAUGCCUUGUGAUGUCUUGGCCAAGAGACUGGCCAACAUCAGUCAAGUUUACACACAAAGAGCCUACAUGAGACCUUAUGGUGUAGCAACGACACUGAUUUCUCUCGACGCCGAGUUUGGCCCUCAGCUGUUCAAGUGCGACCCGGCUGGAUAUUACGUCGGAUACAAGGGCACAGCUGCCGGACCCAAGCAGCAGGAGGCGCUCAAUCACCUGGAGAAGAAGCUCAAGAACAAGGAUCAUGCAGACGGCACAUGGGAAGAUGUCGUGGAGCUAGCCAUCACCACGCUAAGCACGGUGCUGAGUAUGGACUUCAAGAAGGGUGAGAUUGAGAUUGGUCUUGUUGGAGGUCCUCGAGCAGACGGCAAGCCUGGCCCCAGUCCCGGCUUCAGAACUCUCACAGAGGACGAGAUUGAUGAGAGGCUACAAGCCAUAGCCGACAAGGACUAG
This is a messenger RNA of Pestalotiopsis fici W106-1, 765 nucleotides long. Its product is annotated as Proteasome subunit alpha type-6. Gene Ontology annotation, cellular component: nucleus; proteasome core complex; cytosol. Lineage: Eukaryota; Fungi; Ascomycota; Sordariomycetes; Amphisphaeriales; Sporocadaceae. The record is from RefSeq and is a predicted model, not a curated record. The transcript is spliced from 5 exons. The coding region runs from base 1 to 765 and encodes 254 amino acids. Gene Ontology annotation, biological process: ubiquitin-dependent protein catabolic process.